This is a messenger RNA of Bacidia gigantensis, 333 nucleotides long. RefSeq lists its product as uncharacterized. Bases 1 to 333 code for a protein of 110 amino acids. NCBI's taxonomy places the organism in Eukaryota, Fungi, Ascomycota, Lecanoromycetes, Lecanorales, Ramalinaceae. The transcript has 2 exons. The record is from RefSeq and is a predicted model, not a curated record.
AUGUCUCGCGCUUUCUCCACCGCAGCGCGUGCCCUGCUCCAAUUCGUUUGGAAGGGAACUCAACCGGUCGCAAGCUAUGAAGAGAUAAUCGCAAAUGACAUUGCUAUGAACAGCAAAUUGCAAGGCAAAGUUGACAAAGUUGAAGUCCAGGGCGGGGAACACGGAAGAGAGAACAAUCUUUGGGUCUCUAUAAUGAUAUUCAGCGGGAUGAAGCGCCUCGUUUCUGCUCAUGCAAACAAGAGAGGAUUCUUGGAAUAUUCAAAAAUAGAAUACCAGAAGGCUCAAGGUCCUAAGGGCGACGACGAUGUCGGCGGAGCAGAAGAGGCUAAGUGA